AUGAAAAGAAAAAUUCUUCAACUGGAAAUUACUCCCCAUGGCACCAAUCUACCCUUUUUCCCAUACUCAAUGUUAAGAACAGUUCAAGGUAUCAUGGGUCGAAAAACUAACUAUGGUAUGGCUCCUAAGGGAUUUACAACCCAACAAAGAUUUACUCUGAAUAAAGUGGUGUAUAAGAAACCAUACAAUAAAGGGAAGAAUCAUCAAUCAUAUCCACGUUAUACUCCAAAGAAAAUCACAAACGUAUCGGAGUUCCCACUAUAUGAACCAAAAGUACAAGAACCAGUUUCUGAAAGUUUACAACUAUUAAAAGAUCAUAUUUCUCAAGGGAAACCUCUUAGUAUUCAAGACUAUUUCCAAAGCACACAUUUUGCAUUUGCUGAAGAGAAGCAAGAAUCAUCGUUGAGGUUCUUGAAAAAUAAUAUCGAAUUGAUAAAUUCAGGUAGACCUUUGAUUGCCAUGGAUUGUGAAGCAUAUGAAAGAGAACAUCUGUCAGUUACUGAGAUUGGGAUUGCCGUCAUGGAAAAUAACGGAGAACGAAUUCCAGAUAUCAAAACAUACCAUGUUGUUGUUCUGGAACAUAUUGAUAAAAGAAAUUCGAGAUAUGUACCCGAUAAAAAGGACAAUUUCAUGGGAGGAACAUCAUUGGUGAUGACUAAACAGAAAUCAAGAGAAUUUUUACAAGGAAUAUUGGAGAAAUAUAUUGAAGGAAAAGAUGGGAUAUUGAUUUGUCACCAAGUAUCAUCGGAGUUGAAAUAUUUCCGAAGUAUCGGACUAACUCAUCGUCAAGAUAUCAAAACUCUUGAUACUAUGAGUCUACAACAAAUCAGUAGAUUAGGUGGUAAUUCCUUAUGGGCAACAUUAAGAUUGCUUGGUAUUCCAUAUGCCCAUUUGCAUAAUGCUGGUAAUGAUGCUUAUUUUACCUUAUUAGCUGCAUUGGCAUUGUGUGAUCCCGUGACCAGGAUCAAGAAGAACUUGGAUAUUUAUAGUGAAUCACAAUACAAGGGUAAGAAAGGAUCACAUAAAGAUGAAGCAGAAUAUGUUGUUGUUGAAGAUGUCCAGCUGUUGAUGAAAAGUUUAUAG
Molecule: messenger RNA, 1083 nt
Organism: Candida tropicalis MYA-3404
Lineage: Eukaryota; Fungi; Ascomycota; Pichiomycetes; Serinales; Debaryomycetaceae
Exons: 1
Coding region: 1-1083 (360 amino acids)
Cellular component (GO): nucleus
Molecular function (GO): nucleic acid binding
Source: RefSeq, a predicted model, not a curated record